Poecilia reticulata (guppy) is the source of this 1526-nucleotide messenger RNA. The record is from RefSeq and is a predicted model, not a curated record. Lineage: Eukaryota; Metazoa; Chordata; Actinopteri; Cyprinodontiformes; Poeciliidae.
AUGGAUCAGUGUGAGGACAGAGAGGAGGGAGUCYCUCCCUCUAMAACCACUCUGUGUGGGGAAGAUGAGAGCCRGAGCAAAGGUCAGAGACUGAACAGAGCAGCUCAGCCUGGUUCAGUGUUUCUUCCAGACAGCAAGUCAGUGAUGCAGAAGCAGCUGAGUGACAGCAGCCUGUUGUUACUGAAGGACAACAUUGUCACUUUUGUGACGAAAGAGCUGAAGAAGAUCCAGAAGGUUUUGAGUCCAGAUGACCCAGAAUGGUCAGCGUGUGAAAGAGAUGAUGAGGAGUUGGAAGGUGAGAAUGAAGAGCAGAGGAGAAGCAGCAGAGAGGCAGUGAUGAAGAUCACACUGAACUUCCUGAGGAGGAUGAAGCAGGAGGGGCUGGUUGAACAACUCCAGAGAAUUACCUUUUUAUUGUCAUUCUUCAGACUGAGUAACUGCAACCUCUCAGAGAGAAGCUGUGAAGCUCUGUCCUCAGUUCUCAAGUCCCAGUCCUCCAGUCUCAGAGAACUGAACCUGAAAAACAACAGUUUGAAGGAUUCGGGAGUGAAGCUUCUAUCUGAUGGACUAAAGAGUCCAUACUGCAAACUAGAGAAACUAACCUUGUCAGGCUGCCUGAUCACAGAAGAUGGCUGUGCUUCUCUGGUAUCAGCACUCAAAUCAAACCCCCAUCACCUUCAAGAGUUGGAUUUGAGCUACAAUCACCCAGGUGACUCAGGAGUGAAUAUGCUUUUGGCUGGACUGAAAGAUCCACAAUGGAGACUUGAAACGCUAAGGGUGGAGCCUGCUGGUAACCGAUAUUUAAAACCAGGUCCAUGGAGGUAUGCAUGUCAGCUGACAUUUGACCGAGACACAAUAAACCAAAACUUCUAUCUGUCAAACGACGACAGGAAGGUGACAGAUAUGCAGGAGGCUCGCUCAUAUACUGAUGAUGUAGACAGAAGAAAUAUUCCUCAGCUGCUGUGUAGAAAUGCUAUCAAUGGUUGUUGUUAUUGGGAGGUUGAGUGGAGAGGACAAAUAGAGAUAUCAGUAACUUAUCGAGGAAUCCGAAGGAGAGGACUUACUAAUAACUCUGUGUGUGGAAAGAGUGAUGAUUCCUGGAGUUUGAGCUGCUCUGAUGACGGUUACACUGUCAGUCAUUAUAAGAACAGGAAACUCCUUUCAUCAUCCUCUUUUUCCAUUGUCUCUAACAGGGUAGCGGUGUAUGUGGACUGUCCUGCUGGCAGCUUGUCAUUUUACAGAGUUUCCUCCGACUCUCUGAUCCACAUCCACACCUUCAACACCACAUUCACUGAUACCUUGUAUCCUGGAUUUACAGUCCUACCAGGUUCCUCAGUGUUACUGUGUUGAGUAUUAAUUUCUUACCUAUCGUACUUGAUGGUUGACAUACAAAUUGUUAAUUUGUUUUCGAGUCAAGUUACUGCAGUUGUGACAUAUUUAGGUUUAGAGGUCCAAAUGAGUGACACUCCUUCCUCAGCCAAGUCUUUGCUGAAAAUGUUGUCAGGGUGAUUUAUAAAUGAAAAUAC